AUGCAUUUUGAGAACGUCAUGCCAACCGAGAUACGCUUCGAGGACGAGCUCUAUUCAUCAGAGUAUUCCCACCUCUUUCUUGUGAUUGUUCGGGAUGUCACCUGUGUCAUGAAGGUGCAUCAUGGAAGGGGUCCCCGAGAAUUUUAUGAGCCCGACGACCGAGAACUUGACAUUCAUGUUUGUGAGAGCUCAGCCUAUCGCCGGUUGAAGAGUCAUGGGCUAUGUGACAAAGGACUUGUGCCCAAAUACUUUGGCUCUAUGAGAAAAUUCGACCCCAGCCUCUGCGAGCCGCACUUGGAUGCGUUCCUGGAUGAUGAAUAUCUGCCCAGCGCCAUCUUCAUCGAGUACAUCCCGGGAAUGGAAAUGCUCGACAUCGAGACCUGCACGGAACCUCGCUUCAAUAAUAUUAUCCAGGGCAUCAAGGAAAUACACAAGGCUCUAGUGGAGCAUGGAGACCCCAAACCGAGGAACAUUAUGGUCUUCAAGGAUGAUCCAGAAAGAGUAGUGUGGAUAGACUUCGACAGAGCCGAUACAUUCGAUGAGGACAGAAUCACCGAGAGACAAAAACAAAGACUCGAUGAAGAAGAGCAGAUGGUUUCUGAGUUGGUCGAUUGCCUGCGAGCCGACUCUAAGAAGGGGAAACUGGACGAAGCGUACUUGUUCUACUGUUCUUGA
Molecule: messenger RNA, 675 nt
Organism: Aspergillus terreus NIH2624
Lineage: Eukaryota; Fungi; Ascomycota; Eurotiomycetes; Eurotiales; Aspergillaceae
Exons: 3
Coding region: 1-675 (224 amino acids)
Source: RefSeq, a predicted model, not a curated record